Molecule: messenger RNA, 1520 nt
Organism: Diaporthe batatas
Lineage: Eukaryota; Fungi; Ascomycota; Sordariomycetes; Diaporthales; Diaporthaceae
Exons: 3
Coding region: 267-599 (110 amino acids)
Biological process (GO): resolution of meiotic recombination intermediates; replication fork processing
Cellular component (GO): Fanconi anaemia nuclear complex; FANCM-MHF complex
Molecular function (GO): protein heterodimerization activity; chromatin binding
Source: RefSeq, a predicted model, not a curated record
CAGGCACACUAGCCACAAGAGCCAGACUUGGACCUACGCCCCACUCUUGCCUCGAGCUAGAACCGCCGCCAAUGAUUUACACGGGAUCACUAACAGCCUUUUGAGUCGUCCAGGGGUAAGACUUGGCUCUUGACCAAGCAUCGCUCAACGCGACGGCCCAUUUCGGUCUCUGGGAGUAACAUUGCGCGACAAAGAUUCGAGACAGACCAGCCUCUACCGCCUUGAAUCACUCAGUGGCCUUUCAACUCACUCGUGCCUAUUUGACGAUGGCAGACCAAUCUGAAGAAGACGUGCGUGAGCGUCUCAAAGCAGCACUCUGGUUCGCAGUUGGCAAAAUGGUAGAUGAGCAGUCUUUGCGGCGCAAUAGGAAUGCCACCCCGCAGUUUAUCGGUGCUCUCACAGAGAUGGUCUGGACCCAGAUUGAAAAUGUCGCAAUAGAUCUGGAGAGCUUCAGUCGCCAUGCAGGACGAACAUCCAUCACUACCGAUGAUGUUUUGCUCCUUGCCCGGCGCAACGCAGACCUGAACGGCAUCAUCAAGGAUUUUGUGGACGAGCAGAAGGCAGCUAAGAUCAGCAAGGGAAAGGGAAGGGCAAAGUAGCCGGGCCUAAGCAGUGGCUCCAAUUGCUUUAUCGAUGACCAUCACCCGACAAUGACGGCGGAUCCGAUGGAGCUGUGCUCGAGCCUUUGCGCCUACCACGUCCCUGUCAAAACGCCUGCAGUUGCUUGGACCAAGAUGGAUCAUCCUGUCUUGGUGCGAAUCAGGCUCUGAAAUCCACAGCACAAGCGGUGAAUUGCGUCUCGUUCAUGUCAAAUCUCCAAAACAUGGGACAUCCAGUCAGGAUCGGCGACGACCCGCGAGUCGCGGACCAGCAGGGCAGAGCAGCGGGUUGGUCGGAAUAUAUUCGCAGGGUGGUCGAUUCCCCCGACGGAAUGCAAUGCUGGGACAACUGUCCGACGGGGUUCGGCUGGUCCCAGUAUCCACUUGUGCCUCAUACGUACUCGGCGCCAACAGCAUCCCUUGAAAGCAAACCCAGCCAGCCGAGCUUGGGCCAAAGCAACGUUUAUUGAGGCCAAGAUCAUCCUGGAUACUUUGGAGUAGACAGCCUGGAGCAGAUGUGUGUGUCUUCUUAUUCUCUUAAAAAAAAAGAAAAAGACCCUUGGCUGUGGCCAUAACAAAAGACAAGUAGUGGCUGUGGGGUCGGCAAAUGGGAGCGCAUGCGAGUUCGGCACGCAGGGUCUCGCUCCGUCCGAACCUUUCAAUUCCUCGAGCUCUGACAGGCUAUUAUUUCCAUCCGCAUGUCGAUCAAUUUCAGAUACGCGUGUCCAAAGUCUGCCAUGCCAGCCUCGCCCCAAUACGCUUUGUACUAGAGGAUGAACGAUUAUCCGCACAUGAGACCACCCUCGGAGUCAAGACCCGUGUGCAUUAAUAGCGGCUUUUAUUCCUCAGUCAUGGAUCCUCGACUGGCUACACAGUAUGUCUGUCAAACCUUGCUCUCAGCCUUCGUUGUCCAAGCAAGCC